Messenger RNA from Gigantopelta aegis, 524 nucleotides. RefSeq lists its product as uncharacterized. The record is from RefSeq and is a predicted model, not a curated record. The coding region runs from base 62 to 406 and encodes 114 amino acids. The transcript has 4 exons. NCBI's taxonomy places the organism in Eukaryota, Metazoa, Mollusca, Gastropoda, Neomphalida, Peltospiridae.
ACUCUUUAUUCACAAUUCCAUAAGGCCUAGUUCUUCUGGCAUUGCUUCCACGAACAUCAAUAUGGCCGCACCGAAAAUACACUUUACUUUUGUCUUCCUGGCAAUUGUUUUCAGCUUGUUCUCAGUCUAUUUGGCAGAACUGUGUUUUGACGUAUCUGACUGCACAGUCACCGGAUGUGGACUGGGCGGCAAGCUCGUGUGUGAUGACGAGGGAAAAUGCACAUGCAAAGUGUUGGAUGCCACGUGUACAGACGGCGAAAACGUUGGUGUCAACUGCACAAGACAUAACCAGGAUUUCUGUAGAAAGUGGUACGAUACAGCGCCCGACCACAACUGUGACUGCGCUGAACUAAACAACAUUCACUGCAUCGACGGCCAGUGCACGUGCGGCUACCCGCCAAAUUAGAGAUAUAAAUUACAACAUUUAAAAACACUACAGUGAGACCCGAGAUUGGCUAUAAAGAACACCACAAACGUAAUCAGUGUUAAUAAUUUUAUAUUAAUUAAUAAACUGUUCAAAUUUA